AUGUUGCUUUCUGCCGUCUCUUUUGCCAAGAGCAAGUCAAAAACCAUUCUGGUGAGGUUAGUGAGCCAAGCUGGGAUAGUUUUCUCCUUCAACCACAAGAGAAGCCGACACCAAGAGAAGCUGACUCUUCUGCAUUAUGAUCCAAUUGUGAACAAAGAAGUCCUCUUCAUGGAACAGAAAAAAAUACGAUCCCUCUAA
This is a messenger RNA of Cricetulus griseus (Chinese hamster), 198 nucleotides long. The record is from RefSeq and is a predicted model, not a curated record. NCBI's taxonomy places the organism in Eukaryota, Metazoa, Chordata, Mammalia, Rodentia, Cricetidae.